AUGGAGCAGAUUAAGCAAGUAUUUUCAUAUGCGAAGCAGCAGAACCGCGCUGUUUUGGGGGCCUAUGUUACCGCAGGAUAUCCCAUUGUCGAAGAGACAGUAGAUAUUCUCCUUGGCCUGGCGAAUGGUGGUGCCGAUAUGAUCGAACUGGGUGUCCCAUUCACCGACCCAAUUGCAGAUGGUCCAAUCAUCCAGGAAGCCAAUGCGAAAGCUCUAACCAAUGGCGUGACAAUUUCGUCUGUGUUGAAUAUAGUGCGCGAAGCAAGGCAUCGAGGGCUCCAGAUUCCCGUUCUGCUAAUGGGUUAUUAUAACCCGAUACUGCGUUACGGUGAGGAACGCAUGCUGGAAGACUGCAAAGAGGCGGGUGUCAACGGGUUUGUAAUCGUGGAUCUUCCUCUUGAGGAAGCCAUUCGAUUCAGAAGACUCUGCGCGAGCAAUGGGCUUUCUUACGUUCCCCUCAUUGCUCCCUCCACCUCCGAUUCUCGCAUGAAACUCCUGUGCAGUAUAGCCGAUUCGUUCAUCUAUGUUGUAUCAAGAAUGGGCGUGACUGGUGCAACUAAGAAACUAAACUUGAACCUUCCUGAACUUCUAAGCCGGGUCCAUACUUGGUCUGGAGAUGUACCAUCCGUGAUUGGCUUUGGUAUCAGUACGCGCGAACAUUUCUUGUCUGUACAUAACAUCGCCGAAGGUUGUGUGAUUGGCAGUCAAAUAAUCACCACAUUACGCGAGGCACCUACUGGCCAAGCAGCUAAGCAUGUCGAACAGUAUCUAUCGAGUAUCACCGGGCGAAAUCAUGGAAGAGAUUCACAGGAGAUGCUGACCCAGCCACUUUCGCCUGUUCCGCAGCCAAAAGCCAUCCUCGCCGAAAAUGUUACUCCCAACAGCCUGUCACUGAUCGAUCCACUCGACACAAUUCACUCCGCUGCACAAUCGUCGCGCUUUGGUGAGUUCGGCGGUCAAUACGUUCCUGAAGCCCUGAUGGGUUGUCUCGCCGAGCUAGAGAGAGGCUUCGAGGAAGUACGACAGGAUCCUAGUUUUUGGGAAGAAUACCGUUCCUACUACCCUUAUAUCGGUAGACCCAGCCCUCUCUGUUUUGCAAAACGGCUUACUGAACAUGUCGGCGGUGCGAAUAUCUGGAUUAAACGAGAAGAUCUCAACCAUACUGGAAGCCACAAGAUCAAUAAUGCCUUGGGUCAGAUCCUUCUGGCUCGACGGCUGACUAAAACUCGCAUUAUUGCUGAAACUGGUGCUGGUCAACAUGGAGUCGCAACUGCAACUGUGUGUGCGAAGUUUGGAAUGAAGUGCACCGUUUAUAUGGGUGCUGAGGAUGUCCGUCGGCAAGCCUUGAAUGUGUUCCGUAUGAAGCUUCUUGGUGCCGAGGUAGUGGCUGUUACCAGUAAAACGGGAAGCUGUACUCUACGUGAUGCCGUUAAUGAAGCUCUACGGGCAUGGGUUACUAACCUCGAGGAUACACAUUAUAUCCUUGGUUCUGUUGUUGGACCACAUCCUUUCCCAACAAUUGUACGCACCUUUCAAUCUGUGAUUGGCGAAGAGACCAAACAACAAAUGAAAGAAUCCGUUGGCAAGCUUCCCAAUGCUGUUGUUGCAUGCGUUGGAGGUGGCAGCAAUGCAUCUGGCAUGUUCUAUCCCUUUUUACAUGAGUCAGGCGUCCAGCUUUUAGGCGUGGAAGCUGGUGGAGAUGGUCUCGAUACGUCUCAUCAUUCAGCAACGCUUUCUGCGGGCAGUAAGGGUGUGCUUCAUGGAGUCUACACCUAUCUUUUGCAGGAUGAACAUGGUCAGGUUUCUGGAACGCACUCUAUCUCUGCUGGUAUGGACUAUCCAGCCGUGGGACCAGAGUUGAGCUCUUGGAAAGACAGCGGGCGGGCUCGGUUUAUUGCUGCCACAGACGCCCAAGCUCUAGUCGGCUUCCGGGCAUUGGCAGAGCAUGAAGGUAUUAUCCCGGCUUUGGAGUCCUCGCAUGCCGUAUUUGGCGCCAUGGAACUAGCCAAAACGAUGAAGAAAGGGGAAACGGACAUUGUCCUGAAUCUUAGUGGCAGAGGCGACAAGGAUGUUCAAAGUGUUGCUGCUGCUCUGCCACGGUUGGGGCCUGUUAUCGGAUGGGACUUGAGAUUUUGA
Aspergillus oryzae RIB40 is the source of this 2136-nucleotide messenger RNA. Its product is annotated as tryptophan synthase. Bases 1 to 2136 code for a protein of 711 amino acids. The transcript has 3 exons. Gene Ontology annotation, biological process: L-tryptophan biosynthetic process. NCBI's taxonomy places the organism in Eukaryota, Fungi, Ascomycota, Eurotiomycetes, Eurotiales, Aspergillaceae. Gene Ontology annotation, cellular component: cytoplasm. Gene Ontology annotation, molecular function: tryptophan synthase activity. The record is from RefSeq and is a predicted model, not a curated record.